UGCACACCCCGCCCCCACUCACACACAGACACUAUAAGCACAUUGACACAUGUCUUGAUGUAUUGCCAGUUUGCCUUUCUGUUUCAGACUAGUUUUUCAAGCUCAUUAUCUUGGCAUCUCUCUGUCAUUCCCUCUGUGGAAAGAACAUGUCCACUCUAAAGGAGCUGUGUGCAGGCUUGCCCCUGGAUCCACUUCCCCCAAACAGAGGCAGAGACCCCAGCGUCCCACAUGCCCCCAUCCGGACACCCAAUCUUUCACAACAGGAAGAGAGGCUGGCACUGAGGAAUGCUCUGCGCUACUUCCCCCCUUCCCUCCACUCCACCCUGGCCUCUGAGUUUGCCCAGGAGCUGCGUCAGUAUGGGCACAUCUACAUGUACCGCUUCUGCCCUCCUAUCCGCGUGAGGGCAUAUCCCAUAGAUCAGUAUCCCUGCCGCACACGCCAGGCAGCGGCCAUCAUACACAUGAUCAUGAACAACCUGGACCCUGCUGUAGCACAGUUUCCUCAAGAACUGGUGACCUACGGUGGAAACGGACAAGUGUUCAGCAACUGGGCCCAGUUCUGGCUGGAGUUGCACUACCUCAGUGAGAUGUCAGAGGAGCAGACGCUGGUCAUGUACAGUGGACACCCCCUUGGCCUCUUCCCCAGUCUCCCCUCCUCCCCUCGCCUGGUCAUCACCAAUGGCAUGGUCAUUCCAAAUUACUCCUCCAGAGCAGACUAUGAAAAGAACUUUGCUAUGGGAGUUACAAUGUAUGGACAGAUGACAGCAGGAAGCUACUGCUACAUUGGACCACAGGGAAUCGUGCACGGAACCUUGCUGACGGUGCUGAACGCCGGUCGGCGGUACCUGGGCACGGGGGACCUGGCUGGCCGAGUGUUUGUGACCUCUGGCCUGGGAGGAAUGAGCGGGGCUCAGGCAAAGGCUGCGGUCAUCGCUGGCUGUGUGGGGGUCAUAGCCGAGGUGGAUGAGGCCCCUUUGAAGAAGAGGCAUGAACAGGGCUGGCUUAUGGAGGUCACCGCUGAUCUGGACCAUUGCAUUCAGCGAAUCCGAGACUCAAAGAAAUCCAAGAUGGCCCUCAGUUUGGGUUACCAUGGCAACAUUGUGGAUCUCUGGGAGAGACUUGUGACUGAAUAUGAGUCUACAGGGGAGCUACUAGUGGAUCUGGGCUCGGACCAGACCUCCCUCCAUAACCCCUUCAGCGGGGGGUACUACCCAGCCGACCUCAGCCUGCGCCAAGCCAACCAGCUCAUGGCCACUGACCCCACCCGCUUCCGUGCUGCUGUCCAGGAGAGCCUCUGUAGGCAGGUUAAAGCUAUCAACAAGCUGGCUGAAGCAGGGAUGUUCUUCUGGGACUAUGGCAACGCCUUCCUCCUGGAGGCCCAAAGAGCAGGUGCGGAGGUGGAGAAGAGUGGAGCUGGGAAGACAGAGUUCAGAUACCCUUCCUAUGUUCAGCACAUCAUGGGGGAUAUCUUCUCCCUUGGCUUUGGGCCCUUCCGUUGGGUCUGUACGUCCGCUGACCCCCGUGACCUGGCACAGACUGAUGACAUCGCUGCCGCCGUACUGGAGGACAUCAGUGCCUCAGGUGAGGAACGCGUGAAACAGCAGUACAAUGACAACAUCCGCUGGAUCCACCAAGCAGGGAAACACAAUAUGGUGGUUGGCUCCCAGGCACGAAUUCUCUACUCAGACCAGAAAGGACGAGUGUCCAUAGCCCUGGCCAUCAAUCAAGCUAUUGCUGAUGGGAGAGUCUCGGCGCCUGUGGUAAUCAGUCGAGACCAUCAUGAUGUCAGUGGCACCGACAGCCCCUUUAGAGAGACCUCCAAUGUGUACGACGGCUCGGCCUUCUGUGCUGACAUGGCAGUGCAGAAUUUUGUGGGCGAUGCCUUCCGUGGGGCCACCUGGGUAUCGCUUCACAAUGGAGGAGGAGUGGGCUGGGGUGAGGUUAUAAAUGGAGGGUUUGGGCUAGUCCUGGAUGGGUCAGAGGAAGCGGGUCGGCGUGCUAGCAUGAUGCUCAACUGGGAUGUGUCCAAUGGGGUGGCACGGCGGUGCUGGUCUGGGAAUGCCAAUGCCUAUGACACCAUCCAGCGCACAAUGGAGGAGCACAGCCAUCUGCGGGUCACCAUGCCUUUCCCCGUGCAGGACGAGCAUGUGCUGGACCGGGCCCUGCAGGGCUAAACCACAGCUUCUGAACACUCACUCACCUGCUCCAUAUACAGUACACAGCAUAGGAUUUCCACAGAAGUCAGAACAUUACAAUUAUAUGCACCUUCUGAAAAUUAAUUUAUGAAUGACUUUUCCUGACAGUUCCUUAGGACACCGUCUACGCUGCAAUGUUCUGUACUAUAGUAUAGUAUUUGAAAUACCUGCACCUUCCAGAAGUCGUCCUGUAGUUAAAUAGCAGAGAGCAUGGUUGGAAUGCAAAAGUUGAGUAUCUGGUGGGUCAGUAAAUUCUAUUGACCAAAGGCCUUUCUCACCUUAGUGCUUGUGCGGAGUUGAAGUCUACAUUACACAUCAACAUUUGAUAUGUUGUGCUUGGGUUCCAAUGAACACGAUAGUCUUGGGCAACACUGUGUUAAUUCUAUGAUGUUUGGUUUUAUACCAUAUUAUUUAUCAACUCAUUUCACAUGUAGUUUUGGAGUAAAGCCUUUGUACAUAUUGAUCUUAAAGUUUAACAAACAAAUUAUAUUCACCCUGCAAUCAAA
Messenger RNA from Anguilla rostrata (American eel), 2701 nucleotides. RefSeq names its product urocanate hydratase 1 (gene uroc1). NCBI's taxonomy places the organism in Eukaryota, Metazoa, Chordata, Actinopteri, Anguilliformes, Anguillidae. Gene Ontology annotation, molecular function: urocanate hydratase activity. Bases 147 to 2174 code for a protein of 675 amino acids. The transcript has 20 exons. Gene Ontology annotation, biological process: L-histidine catabolic process. The record is from RefSeq and is a predicted model, not a curated record.